AGAAGAUUUUAUAAAUAAAUCAGAGGUGAGAGGRGAAACUGGAAAUUUGAACAUCUACAGAUACGAAUUUAAACAUUUAAUUUCCCUUUGGGAUCAAUGACGUUCUAAUGUUGGUGGGUUCCGACGUUUCACUACAACUCCCAUCAGCCCCCUCGGUUUGCUGCCAGGAAGGUGAACAACCCGAGUGGUAACCUCCGCGCCUCCUGUUGUCAUGGCAACGCAACUACCGACAAACCUGCAGAAAGCGAAAACUUUUUCCUGACAGUUUAACCGCAUUUUGUCCCAGUUUGGUCCUUUUUGAGCCCGUACAGAUGAAGAGGCGGCCCCGGUACUUCAGCCCCGCGGAGGUGGCGUCUCACUUCACGUCGGACGACCUGUGGGUGUCCUACCUGGGCAAAGUGUGCGACCUGACCCCGCUGAUGACGGAACACUCAGGUGACGUGCUGCUGCUGCCCAUCAUGGAGUGUGCCGGGAAGGACAUCAGCAGCUGGUUCGACCCAGAGACCAGAGACAUCCUGAGGUUUGUGGACCCUGUGACGUGCUGCGAGCGGUACUACACCCCCAGGGGGCGCUUCGUGCACACGCCGCCCAGCGGGCCGCGCUCCGACUGGAACACGGACCUGGGCCAGCCCUGGUGGAAGGACCGCCGCUACGACGUGGGGCUGCUGUCGGACAAGACGCGCUGGAUCCGCGUCGUCAACACGCUGACGUCACAGGAGCAGCUGCUGGAGGUGUGCUCGGAGGAGACCCUGGAGGAGAUCCUGCAGCGCUACCUGCCGCACAACGCCCACGCCAACAGCUACACCUGGAAGUUCCACAGAGUCGUCCUGGACAUGAAGAAGACGCUGAGAGACAACGGCGUCCUGGACGACGACCCGGAGCUGGAGCAGCUCAGGAUGGACCGCGACCUCUUCGUCCCCGCCAUCCUGCUCUACUUCAACGACGACCUCACCGAGGGGUGACGUCAUCGCUGUGACAUCACAUUAAACCUGCGACAGGUCCUGUGAUCUGAA
Poecilia reticulata (guppy) is the source of this 1013-nucleotide messenger RNA. RefSeq names its product cytochrome b5 domain containing 1 (gene cyb5d1). Gene Ontology annotation, biological process: cilium movement. Lineage: Eukaryota; Metazoa; Chordata; Actinopteri; Cyprinodontiformes; Poeciliidae. The record is from RefSeq and is a predicted model, not a curated record.